Messenger RNA from Polypterus senegalus (gray bichir), 2518 nucleotides. RefSeq names its product cAMP responsive element binding protein 3-like 2 (gene creb3l2). Gene Ontology annotation, molecular function: cAMP response element binding; DNA-binding transcription factor activity, RNA polymerase II-specific. The transcript is spliced from 12 exons. The coding region runs from base 260 to 1852 and encodes 530 amino acids. Lineage: Eukaryota; Metazoa; Chordata; Cladistia; Polypteriformes; Polypteridae. Gene Ontology annotation, biological process: regulation of transcription by RNA polymerase II. The record is from RefSeq and is a predicted model, not a curated record.
CGCCCUGAAGACAUUCCAAAUCAGAACGCUAUUAUGAGAGCUGGUCGAUCAGUACAGUGAAACUUUUAAGUGAUUUACUUUGCAAGUUGUGCUGUAGAACCUGUAAUCACAGUGUCAGCGCUGUAAUUGCGAUCUGCAACUGUUGGAAAACAGCCCGUAAAAAAGCCUUUCGUCAAGUACAAUACGAAGCAGUGGGACGCUUAAUUCGGUUGCUUUGACGUCGUUGUAAAUUAGAAGAAGCAUCAACAAAAAAUCUGUGAUGGAAAUAUUAGACAGUGGAGAGCCGCUCUUGCACUGGGAUCGGAACCUAUGCGAGAUGUCGGAUGGGGAGGAUCAGGAAAACACCCUGUAUGCCACGCACUUCAGCGAAUUACUGGAUGACUUCUCUCAGGAUGCCAUCCUCGGACAGCUUCUCAGUGACCCUUUCCUGUCCGACAGAAGUGAAGCAAUGGAUACAGAAGAAGAUUUAGCAGAAUCUCCCGUACCCCCCCACAUCAAGACUGAACACAGUUACUCACUGUGUGGAGACUCCCGCCCACAGUCUCCUCUCACACACCUCGCCGGUGAAGAGGCCACUGAUGGAGAAGAAGACAGUGUGGGGGCAUCAUGGCCAAUGGAAAGCACCAACAAGGCACUGAAGAUGGAGCCUCUGCUGUGUGAAACACCCAGUCUCCUUCCCACUCUCACUUUAAAUCUUGCUGAAGAGGCAAUGCCUAGUAAAAUGCAGGCUUCCACUUUUAGUGUGCCUAUUCUUAUCACCCCACCUGCCCAGAUAAAAGAUGACAGUGAUAACACAAUUCCAGAGAUAAAACUAGAGCCCCAUGAAGUUGACCAGUUCUUGAAUAUUUCACCCAAAGGGCUGGAACCUCUGCAGUUGCCUCCUACACCUCCCAGUUCUCAUGGAAGUGAUUCAGAAGGAAGCCAGAGCCCAACUCGAUCCUGCGCCACCCCCAGCCCAACAACCCCAGUCCAGUCAGUCCUCAAGGUGGCUUCCCGGACUCCUUCAUCGCUUGCAAAUUCUCCUCUUCUCACAGCAGCUCACAAAUUACAAGGAACUGGACCAUUAAUGCUCACAGAGGAAGAGAAGCGAACACUGAUUGCAGAAGGUUACCCAGUACCUAACAAACUGCCUUUGACAAAAGCUGAGGAGAAGGCCUUAAAGAAAAUUCGACGAAAAAUCAAGAACAAGAUCUCUGCACAGGAAAGCCGAAGAAAAAAGAAAGAAUAUAUGGAUACACUGGAAAAAAAGGUAGAGACAUGUUCCAAUGAAAACACUGAAUUGAGGCGGAAAGUGGAGACUCUGGAGAGCACAAACAGAUCUCUGCUGCAGCAGCUCCAGUGCUUACAGGCUGUAGUGGCCGGGAAAGUCCCUCGAUCCUGUCGUAUUGCCAGCACCCAGACGAGCACUUGUCUUAUGGUGGUCGUGCUAUGCUUUGCAGUGUUCCUUGGAGGGUUCUCGCAGAGUUUUGGGCCCUACUCUUCCAUCACAAUGGCAGACCUUCCCAGCCAGACACCAGCACAGGAGUCUUAUACAGCUACAGUGAGGUCAAGAAGCUUAUUAGGCUUUAAAGAGCACAGCGGAUUUGAUGAGCCACACCCUUCCAUACUGUCCACGGAAUAUUCAGAAGCAUGGGACAGACAGAAAGACCUGGAAUCACAGCAAUUUGUGCCAUCUCAAAAGAGUGAUGUAUAUACAGAAGACAGACAGACAGAGUAUCUCAACUACAACAAUACGCAGACCGAGAAAUCAAUACUCAUAGACUUGCAUUCACACAGAUCACAUAUGGAAUUAAGGACAAAUGAAAGCAGAAAAGUGAUUGAAAUUGAGAGGAUGGUCAACAAAACAUCGUGAACCUGAAGUCCUUCUUUCACCAGACACCCAUCAACCCCUUGGCCCCUGCACAGUGCAGGAUAAAUCAUAUUUAGUAUUUAUAUAUUCUUAUAUGUCUUUGUUUUAUGUUAUGUAGUUUUAUUUGUAUUUUGUUGCAGCUCGGUUGUAAGCUUUGUUAAUACUGUAUUUUCUCUUGAAUUUUUUUUUUGUUUUUGUUUUUAUUUUGAUAUUUUGUUACUUUUACAAUGAGUUCCAGAGGGCUGAAAACUUCAAUAUUCAAACAUUCAUUUCAUGGCUGGGUGAACAAACUGUAUGUAUGUAUGUAUGUACGCAUAUAUACUGUAUGUACACACCCACCGAAUACACUGAAUAUUCUGAAAACUCUCCAGAUCCUAAUUUUUCUCCGUGAAUCUUGGGGUCUUUUUUAGAUUGCCCACAGCUGCUUUGGACUCAUGUGCAUUGUAUUUAUGAAUCUGAACUUGCACUGUAGGUAAAAUGGUUUCUUACCAUAAUUUUGUAGCACUGCAAAAUGAAAAAUAUUGUUGUUUUCCUUGUAAACUUGUUCACAAUCAGUACCAAUCUUGUAAGACACAUUGUUUUUUUGUGAAGUAAAAUUUGACUUUGUUUGUGAAGUUAACCAAAAUGUUAAGCUUUUUUUCAGAAUAAAUAUUUUCCUUAGUAAAAGCA